Molecule: messenger RNA, 2080 nt
Organism: Ictidomys tridecemlineatus (thirteen-lined ground squirrel)
Lineage: Eukaryota; Metazoa; Chordata; Mammalia; Rodentia; Sciuridae
Source: RefSeq, a predicted model, not a curated record
CGGGAGCAGGCAGGAGAGCACUUCCCAGGGUCCAGGCCUGUGCUGGCCGUCUAGGGACCAGGAGCACGCGAUUCGGACGCUUGAGAAUUCAUUUAUUUCUGAGUAAAUGAAUGGAGGAGGCAAGAAGACAUCUGCACAGAGAUGCCUUAUUAUUCACAGAUUCACAGAAAAGAGACUCAGAGAGAAGACCUGGGCCUGAGGUUGAGAUUAUCAGUCCCUUCUGUGUCAGGGGACACCAGGACAGGGGACAGGCCAGAACGGGGACCAGCACACUCAUGACACUUGCACCCGUUCCUGCUUCAGGCUGUCCGUGUCCUGAGCAUGGUCCUGAGUGUGUCCCUAAGGGUCCCUUGUCCUCCCAGCCCCCUGCGGCUUCCCCAUCUGGCUGCACGCUCUGCUCAGGGCCUCCGGGUGCGGCCUCCUUCAGCCUUGCUCUGCCCACGUGGCCUCUCCCUCCCCUGCCUCUGUCCUCCCCUGCCCUGGCCCCUCCUCCGCAGCCUGGGCAGCCUGGGCAGACAUUCCGAGGCCUGUCACUGCAUCCCUGCAGGCCAGGGCACCUGCCCCCCUACCUGGUGCUCUGCCACCCUCACCAGCCCCCAGGGCUGCCCGCUGUCCCUGGUGCCUUGCCCCUUCCAGCUCGGACUGUCCAGGCUGGAACUCCUUCUGGUCUUCGUCCGAGGCAGCACGGGUGGCCAGAGGUGAGAGGGAGAGGGCUGGGGAUGGGUUCAGAUGCUGCGCUGACGCUGCCUCCUGACCCCUGGGAGCAGCAUCUUAGCCCGGGGCCAAGGUCACUGAGAAGAGGUCAGAGGAUGCCGCUGGAGUCUGCUCGGGGAGUCUCAUCCCCGCAGCAGCCAGCCUUUGGUCUCUUCUCGAGUCGAGACCCCCUCUGCUCUGCCACAGUGGAGCCUGCCUUGGAGUCUCCCCGCUCCCAGGACUGUGAACCCGCGGGCACCUCUGCCAAGCAGCCCAGGCUCCUCGUGCUCCGGGUGGGACCCACUCAUGUCCCAGGCUGUUUGGGGACUUCCCCACUGGAACGUCUAGAACAGACAGACUGGCAGGACGUGCUCCGGGGCGAGACUGAUGCCCAGGCGCUCUUGCCCUGCUCCUGGAUCCCGCUGGCAGCCCAGCUCACCCGCCAGGCCGCGGCGUCCAGAGCUUUCAGAAGCAUCUUCCUGUUCCGCGCUCCUGUGUGGCACGUCUGGAGGCUCCGGGGCCCACUGCCAGCCACGUUCUGCAGACAAACGGGGGAGAAGGUUUGCCUGGCGACACGCAGCCCUGGGGCAGGGCAGGCUCUGGCCAUCUCCUGUCUGCUACUUUGUCCUCCUCUAAGGAGCUCCUUUGUGGAGACUCCACCGCAGUCCCUGAGGGUGUCUGCUGCGAGCUCUGGGAGGAGAGGCUCGAGGGGCCUGGCUCCCCACAAGGACGGCGUGGGGCUGUCGCAGUGACCCCAGGUGGCGAGCGAGGUCGGGAGCCCGUCUCUCCUGCUCUGAAGCCGGCAGCACUGAGUGGUGCUUCCGGAGAUCCGCAGGGGCAGGCGCCAGGAAGCACAGGGCCCGGUGGCUGGCUGUGCCUGCAGUGGUCAGCGGGGCUGGGAGGAGGCCGUGAGGCCGCCUGGGGCAGCGUCUCCCCCUCUGCCUUCCGGGUUCCUGGAGCUCUCUCUCCCACGCGGUGGGAGAAGGGGAUUCGUGAUUUAUUGGAAAAGGUUUCCUGAAAAUCCUUCCCCACGGGUGGCCAGGAGCUGACCUGCUGGGAAGAUGGAUGGACCGCUCACGUCAUAAAGAUUCCGAGGUGACAUUUUUGUGAGAGUUAUUUUCAGGGGGGUCAUGGCUGCUAAAUUGCAACUGCACACUCUUGCUGGUUCCCAGCCGCAGAAGAUCUAGCCCAGGGCCCGGCACCGUGAGGACUCAUUUCCCCAGGUCACCGAGGCACAGACACAUCCAUCCAGCCUCCCAGACGAGCGAGUGGCCCGGUGUCCUGGGCAGGAGGCCAGGACACCUGGAGGCCCAGGGAUGAAGCUCAGCUGGGGCAGUCCUCUUCCAGGGCCGCCGGGCACUCCCGUCAUUAAAGCCAUUACACGUGU